Molecule: messenger RNA, 1434 nt
Organism: Suillus paluster
Lineage: Eukaryota; Fungi; Basidiomycota; Agaricomycetes; Boletales; Suillaceae
Product: glycoside hydrolase family 5 protein
Exons: 15
Coding region: 1-1143 (380 amino acids)
Biological process (GO): carbohydrate metabolic process
Molecular function (GO): hydrolase activity, hydrolyzing O-glycosyl compounds
Source: RefSeq, a predicted model, not a curated record
AUGAAGUUCAAGGCAAGUUUUCUUCCUACUUUGGCUUUGGCCACUGUCUCGCUUGAGUUCUCUAAACCUAUGGCUGGGCGGUCGACCUCAUUCGUGAAGGCUGAGGGCCAAAGCUUCACCCUCGAUGGCCAACCAUACUGUGUCUUUGGCUCCAACUCCUACUGGGUUGGCUUGACUGGUCUCACCACCGAUGAGAUGGAUGUUGUUUUCAAGAACAUUGCCACCACCGGGGCUUUAACGAGGUCACCUCCGCUAACGGGGAACUACUACCAGCUCUGGAACGGAAGCACCGCUACCAUUAACUACGGUUCAACUGGUCUUGGAAACUUCGAUAAUAUUGUGGCUGCUGCCAAGGCAAACAACAUUCGCCUCAUUGUUACACUCACGAAUAACUGGUCAGAUUAUGGUGGAAUGGACGUUUACGUUAACCAGAUUCUCGGGGAGGGCCAGCCCCACGAUUACUUCUACUCUAACCCCGAGGUCAUUGCCGCCUUCCAAAACUACGUGAGGGUGUGGGUUGAGAGGUACGUCGACGAACCCACCAUCCUCGGCUGGGAAUUGGCAAACGAACCGCGUUGCACCGGCUCGACAAGCGCGACCUCAGGCAAUUGCACCACCACCACGAUCACCGACUGGGUCAAGACUAUGUCUACCUACAUUAAGUCUUGCGACAGCAACCAUCUUGUUGGCCUCGGAGAUGAGGGCUGGUUUAACUGGUCUAACUCUACCGAUUAUACAUACGAUGGUUCUCAGGGUGUCGACUUUGAUGCCAACUUGGCCAUUGACACCAUCGACUUUGGAACUUUUCAUCUAUACCCUUACAGCUGGGGUGAGGAAACUCCGAGCGCGAUGACCUGGGGCCAGGGAUGGAUCGAGGACCACCGCAGCGCUCAGGCCACCUACAACAAACCCGUGCUGAUGGAAGAGUUCGGUGUCUACGCUGACCAGAACCAGACCACGACCUACGAGAAUUGGUACUCCACCGUUAUCGAUUGCGGAUUGACUGGUGUACUCAUCUGGCAAGCUGGUUCAAACUUAACGAGUGGACCGACGCCCGACGACGGUUUCACGAUCUACCCUGAUACACCCGUGUAUUACUUGGGAGAGCAAUAUUCGACUCAACUCAGAGCAAGGGAACUUUAGGGACUUUAAAGGGCACUUUGUCCAGACAUCAAUGAUUUAUGCAAGGGUGUCAAACAACCGAACAAUGGUCCAUAAGAACUUCGUGAAAGAGUAAGCUCCGCGGCGAGGUAUGAGUUUCAUGUCGGGGCUUCCCCUCGGAAUACUUGGCCAAAAUAACCAGUGAACACGAUUAUGUGCGUGACCACAAAGCCAGGAAAGCAUAGAGUGAAUUAUCGUCUCACUGUGACGAUUCGCCUUUUGAAUUCAUCAACUGAUCGAGAAGUUCGGCGACUUUCCGACGAGCUUCAUUCU